GUCUCCUAAAAUGGGUCCUUCUCCUUCACAAACCUUAUCAGUUAUCACUACACAGCACACGCUCACUCACUCUCUCUCGUACUCCGUAAGCUAAAUAUUCAACCUAUGGCUAUUAAUCUUCUUCCUCUGCUUCAUUUGCUGCUGAUUCUGAUAUGUGCAGCGGCGGACCAUGAGCCUCCGAGCAGGAGCAGCAUCGUUUUCACUACACUCGGCAGAGGAGACUACGCCUUUGACGUCUUUACUCUUCCGACUGAGGGCCCGACAACCCCAACCAAUGAACUCCAAAUCACCGACGGUAAGUCCGUUAAUUUCAACGGUCACUUCCCGAAUUCACCGGCUCUCUCCUCCUUCAUCUCCAACCAGACACUAAUUCGACUCCGGGGCCCACAAAGUCCACCGCCACUCGAGCUCGUCUACGUCACGGAGAGGAACGGAUCGUCGAAGAUCUACUACGACGCCCUUUACUACGAUGCUCCGGGAAGCACCAGAUCGAGGUCCGCCCUUGAGAUUCCGUCGCGCGUUCAAGUGUCCUUGUUGGGUGCUGUUAAUGAUCAGAAGGGCAAGAUUGGAGUUUCGAUGAAAGAUAAACCUAGUGUGGUCGGGGAUUCUCUAAUUUACGUGUCGAAUCACGAGGACCCAGGUGUGCCAAGAGCGAGUUGGGCGGCGGUGUACUCGACCGAGUUGACUACGGGGUUAACCCGCCGGCUCACUCCAUUUGGGAUUGCGGAUUUUAGCCCUGCGGUUUCGCCGACUGGGAUUUGGACUGCUGUUGCGUCGUAUGGUGAGAGAGGGUGGACCGGUGAAGUGGAGGAAUUGAGUACUGAUAUUUACAUAUUUCUGACACGAGACGGGACUCACCGAGUCAAGGUGGUGGAGCACGGCGGGUGGCCGAGUUGGGUUGAUGAUUCGACUCUGUACUUUCACAGAAGAAGUGAAGAAGAUAAGUGGAUCAGUGUUUACAGGGCAAUUUUACCAAGUCAUGGUCCAGUUACGAUUGAUUCAGUUACUGUCGAGCGAGUCACUCCACCGGGAGUCCACGCGUUCACUCCGGCUACCGCACCAGGUAACAAGAACUUCAUCGCUGUUGCUACGAGAAGACCCACUUCAAAUUUUCGUCACAUAGAACUAUAUGACCUUGUUAAGAAGCAAUUCAAGGAGCUGACCAGGCCCGUAUCGCCAGAAACUCACCACUUCAAUCCGUUUAUCUCGCCUGACUCAACCCGUGUUGGGUACCACAAGUGCCGAGGUAACAGUAUUGGAAGAAAAGGCCCUCUGUUUCUGGAGAACGUACGAAGCCCAGAACCCGCACUGUCUCUCUUCAGAAUAGAAGGUUCCUUUCCUUCUUUCUCGCCGAAAGGCGAUCGUGUUGCCUACGUUAAUUUUCCGGGGGUUUAUGUUGCUAACCGGGACGGUUCUAACCAGCGCCAGGUCUAUCCAGAAAUUGCUUUUUCGACCGCCUGGGACCGGAUUCGUGAAGGAGUUGUGUACACGAGUACCGGUCCGACUUUCGCCACUGAGAGCACAGAAGUCGAUGUAAUUUCCAUCAACGUCGAUGAUGGCAACUACAAAAAAUUAACCACGAACGGCGAAAACAAUGCAUUUCCGUCACCGUCCCCCGAUGGUAAGUGGGUGGUUUUCAGGUCAGGCAGGUCGGGUCACAAGAACCUGUAUAUCAUGGAUGCUGUGAACGGAGAAAGUGUUAGUCUCAGUCGACUAACAAAAGGUCCCUGGACAGACACAAUGUGUAGCUGGUCACCGGACGGCGAUUUGAUUGCCUUCGCAUCCGACCGGGAGAAUCCAGGUUCUGGGAGUUUCGAAUUGUAUUUGAUCCACCCGAACGGGACCGGGUUGAGGAAGUUGAUUCAAAGCGGGUCAGCAGGUCGGACGAACCACCCGUGUUUUAGUCCGGAUGGGAAGACUCUAGUAUUUACUUCCGACUACGGCGGCAUAUCAGCGGAGCCAAUCUCGAAUCCACACCAUUAUCAACCUUACGGCGAAAUCUUUACGAUUAAGUUGGACGGUUCAGAUUUGACGAGAUUGACUUACAAUUCGUAUGAAGAUGGUACACCCACCUGGAGUCCCCUGUAUAUUAAGCCGGUGGAUGUGGAGCCGCCAAAUGAUGAUGGACCAGUUUGUAACUUUGAAGACUGCCACUGGCUCAAUCAAAUGCCAAACCCGGCUGCACACUUGGUCUCCACCAAAGCCCAAUGUGGUGCAUGAUCUCUGCUCCAGAGCACCAGCAUUAUCCAAUGGAGAUAGUAUGUAUCAUGUCUGUAAAUUUUGAUAUGAAGGAAAUAAUGUAAUUCAUGGUUUUUAAAAUCGUACCCUGUAUUAAAUCGUGUAGACGGUAGGUUCAAGAUUUUCGAGUUACAAUCGUGUAAAUUUUGAUACGGAAAUAAUGUAAUUCACACUACCUACUGGUAUGAGUAUUCUAAGUUGUUACACU
This is a messenger RNA of Tripterygium wilfordii, 2446 nucleotides long. RefSeq lists its product as uncharacterized. The record is from RefSeq and is a predicted model, not a curated record. The coding region runs from base 106 to 2220 and encodes 704 amino acids. NCBI's taxonomy places the organism in Eukaryota, Viridiplantae, Streptophyta, Magnoliopsida, Celastrales, Celastraceae. The transcript has a single exon.